AUGACCGACGUUUCAGCCGACCAGCAACUCGAGAGCCUUUUGAUGUGGAUGACGACAAAUCCUGUAUCCGAUUCUGAGGCUAUUUGGAUUGAGGAUUUACGCCAAGGACGGGUAGUCCCUACAGCUAAUGAUCAAUCUGAUACAAUUAGCUGUCAAGACACGAUCUCCUAUCGGGGAUCCCCUACACCAGAGGAGGCCAAACUACCAUCGCCACCUACAACGCUUUCCGAGUCAGAUGACUCAAAAAUUAGGUCCGGCGAAGCAGCUGCUUCUCAACCACCCGGCCACAAAGUUGAGAAACGGGAGCGGGGAGUCGAGGAUGUCAGUAGUACCACUACUGCACCUCUGGCCAAAAAGCCCCGCCAAAGAGCGAAGAAGACCCCUGCCAAAAGGCAAAAAUCUUCCGCAGCCAAGAUCCCAUUGACUGCGGAGCAAAAAAAGGCAGCUAGGGAGGUCAAGGCUGAGGAGGAGCGCCAACUUUAUCAGAAACAAGGCUUCAAGCCUCGGGUUAGGAAAGAGCUCGAAGUCAAAUUGGAUGCAAUUGGCGUUCCACUACCAGCCGAGGGACUCCCGGAGGAACUGACGGUGGUCGAGAGGAAACCCCGCGCUCCCCGAACCAAGCCAAAGCAAGAAAAUCCUUGA
Botrytis deweyae is the source of this 642-nucleotide messenger RNA. RefSeq lists its product as uncharacterized. The record is from RefSeq and is a predicted model, not a curated record. Lineage: Eukaryota; Fungi; Ascomycota; Leotiomycetes; Helotiales; Sclerotiniaceae. The transcript has a single exon. The coding region runs from base 1 to 642 and encodes 213 amino acids.